Molecule: messenger RNA, 1762 nt
Organism: Ictalurus punctatus (channel catfish)
Lineage: Eukaryota; Metazoa; Chordata; Actinopteri; Siluriformes; Ictaluridae
Product: catechol-O-methyltransferase a
Exons: 6
Coding region: 205-1002 (265 amino acids)
Biological process (GO): catecholamine catabolic process; developmental process; dopamine metabolic process
Molecular function (GO): catechol O-methyltransferase activity; magnesium ion binding
Source: RefSeq, a predicted model, not a curated record
UGUACACACAUUGAUCUGUUUUAUUGCAAGUAUUUACAUAUGCCAGGUUGAGAAAUAUCUCACGGUCAAAGGUCAAUCGACCACAGACUCUUUUUGUCAAUAGGCAAACCAACACGGUCUGCACAUUCAAACACUAAUGCAGUUUAACACCGCUUCUUCCUCUAUCCUAGUCUCCUAGCCUCUCUCAUUUCCUCUCCCCGCUCUAUGAGAAUGGAGUGCUGCCUGCUGACGGUGUGCGCCCUUUGUGCAGCCCUCCUUUUUGUCCUCUUUUAUUGGCUCGUACCAGCUGUGCAGCGUAGCAGUCUUUGUACAUUAAUAUGGCAUGCCACCAUCACUGAGCGCCUGCGCGACACGCUCACCCGCUCCACACGGCCUCAGCGCAUGCUAAAAGCAGUGCAGAAGAACGCCACUAAAGGAAAUCCCCAGAGCGUCAUCUCUGCCAUCGACUACUUCUGCAAGAAUUCUGAAUGGGCCAUGAAUGUGGGCGAUGAGAAAGGCUCCAUUUUGGACUCGGUGGUGACCGAGGUGAACCCAAGCACGGUUCUGGAGCUGGGUACGUACUGCGGGUAUUCCACAGUGAGGAUCGCCCGCCUGCUCUCCCCCGGCACCAAACUCAUCACGCUAGAGUUUAACCCAGCUUACGCCGCCGUCGCCAGGCAGAUCAUUGCCUAUGCUGGCCUACAAGACAAGGUGACUCUAGUAGAGGGCUCGUCGGGUGAGUGGAUCCCCCAAAUCAAGGAGCGUUUUGGCAUCACAACGUUUGACUUCAUCUUUCUUGACCACUGGAAAGACCAGUACCUCCCUGACAUUAAGCUGUUUGAGGAGUGCGGUUUGCUAAGGAAGGGCUCUGUGCUGCUGGCGGACAACGUGAUUUGUCCUGGAGCGCCGGAUUACCUGGAGUAUGUGAGGAAUAGCCCUCGCUAUGAGAGCAGAUACUAUCCCGCCCACCUGGAGUACACCAAACUGGAGGACGGACUGGAGAAGUCGGUCUUCUUGGGAUAAAAAGAAUAAGUUCUUUCCAACAACAACAACAAUCACAAUGGUCUACAAUCAAUUACCUUUCCAGGGUAGGGAAUAUAAACAUGAACUUAAAUCAGUGUACUGGUCUCGACUGAGCUGAUUAUAGGUGUGUGUUGAGGGAAAAGUCAGGCGAAUGAACUCAUACUUGUCUUGGUGUAAGAUAGUCCAUUAUCAUACAGCCACCUUUUUUUAUUGAUCAUUAGUCUAGUAUUAUUUAGAAAUGUUAUCAAAUGGCAGAUUCACACCCUUCCCCACAAUUAACAUCCAAACUUUCCUACACGCCGCUCCAGAAUUAUUGGCACCUUGUUAAAUAUGGGUCAAAUGUUAAGGUGAAAAAUAUAUCGAUUGCUGAUGAGGUCUCACCUGGACACUCUAAAUUUGUACUUAAGACCUUAAUACUUACUGCUGCGAUCAUAAACACUGUCCUGUACUUAUCCUGGGAUACGGGAUACUCGUUGAACAUGCCUUCUACACACUUAGCACCAAGCACUGUUUGGCUUGAUAAUACGCAGCCGUAGAAGAGUAAUAACUUAUAUCAAUGCUCUCUGGUGUCUCCCAGACAGGACGGGUUUCUUUUUGAAUGUGGCUCCUCUCCAGGUUUCUCCUCAUGCCGCCUCAUUAGGGAUCUCAACCAACGUCUAGAUUUCUGUAGUUAAUGUGUGAUAUUGUCUUAAAAAACAAACAAACAAACAAAAAAAAACACUAUACAAAUAAAUUACACAUUGUUGUUGGUCUUGCAAUA